Molecule: messenger RNA, 1710 nt
Organism: Pisolithus orientalis
Lineage: Eukaryota; Fungi; Basidiomycota; Agaricomycetes; Boletales; Pisolithaceae
Product: general APC amino acid permease
Exons: 22
Coding region: 1-1710 (569 amino acids)
Biological process (GO): amino acid transmembrane transport
Cellular component (GO): membrane
Molecular function (GO): amino acid transmembrane transporter activity
Source: RefSeq, a predicted model, not a curated record
AUGUCCGCACAGAGUCAGCAGAGAGAUGAUUACCCAGGUAGAGCUAGCCUUGAGAAGUUCGGCGUCGAUGUCAACCUUCAACCUGUCAUCGCCGGCUCUGAACAUAAAUUCGACGUUGCCUCCAUCGAUCUUGUUCAACGCCGUCUAAAGCAGCGUCAUGUGCAAAUGAUAGCCAUUGCUGGUACUCUUGGAACCGGUCUGUUCCUUGGUUCAGGGAAAGCCCUCAGUGGUGCUGGGCCUGUCGGUGCUCUCAUUGCCUAUGCGCUCGUAGGAACUGUGGCUUAUUCCUCGUUAUGCUCCAUCGGCGAGAUGGCCUGCCACGCCCCCAUAUCCGGUACCUUCCCGCAUUAUGCUGCAAGAUGGGUCGACCCUGCUUUUGGUUUUGCUGUUGGCUGGAACUACUACUACACAAACUUAAUGAGUGUGCCCGUAGAAGUUACCGGUGCUCAACUACUUAUUACAUUCUGGGACAACAACCCCAAACAUGUAGCGAUCUAUACGACAGUCAUCACUUGCCUGGUCAUUCUCAUUAACAUUUUCGGAGUCAGGUGGUUUGGAGAAGCGGAAUUCGGCUUUGCGUUGAUUAAACGUGAGUCUCCUUGUCGCCUUCUAUUUUUCUCGUACCAACAGGCGCCAGUAACCUUGAUUACCGGUCUUAUUCUCCUGGGCCUCGUCAUCGACCUGGGCGGCGCGCCAAACCACCAGCGGCUUGGAUUCCAAUAUUGGAAGAACCCUGGUGUGCUUGCUGGCGCUGGGCUUGAACCGAACCACAUUGGCCUCGAUCGCUUCCUCGGGAUCCUUUCUGUACUUGUACAAGCAGGAUUUUCUUUCCAGGGAAUGGAGCUAGUCGCUGUUGCUGCCUCUGAGACAGAAAACCCUCGCCGUAACAUUGCCAAGGCUGUUCGUCGUGUCUUUUACCGAAUCUGCAUCUUCUACAUUCUGGGGAUUUUCGUCACUGGUCUCAUUGUUCCUUACAAUGAUCCCUCGCUCCUACAAUCUACUGGUAACGCUGCGGAGUCUCCGUAUGUCAUCGCGAUGACUCGGGCUGGUAUUAAGGUCCUUCCCAGCAUCGUCAACGCCGGUGUCCUGACCAGUGCCUUCUCCGCAUCCAAUUCAUUCUUGUUCUGCUCGUCGCGCAUCCUUUAUGGACUUUCUCUUCGCGGCCAGGCUCCCUGUAUCUUCGCUCGCUGCACGUCAAGCGGCCUCCCGAUAGUUGCAAUCGGCUUCACUAGUGUGUUUGGGUUCUUAUCACUUAUGAACGUCUCGUCUGGUUCGGAGACUGUCUUCAACUGGCUGGUGAGCUUGACGACCAUUGGCGGCUUCUUCACAUGGGGCUCUAUCAAUCUCACGUACCUCUUCUUCCGUAGAGGCUUAAGUGCUCAGGGUAUCGAUCGCAAAGAGCGCCUCCACUACUGGAAUCCUCUGCAGCCUGGCCUCGCUGUGUGGGGCCUGACGUGGUGCAUUAUCUUCAUUCUAGUUAAUGGGUUUGAGGUUUUCUGGUCCUUCAAUGCUGCAGGUUUCCUCACCGCGUAUAUCAACAUCCCAAUCUUUGCUGGUCUCUAUUUGUUCUGGAAAAUCACUAGACGCACCAAAGUGUGGAAGCCUGAGGAGAUGGACUUUGUCACCGGAAUUCCUACGCCAGAAGAGACAGAAAGUCCAGAAAUUCCGCCAACAACCUUCUGGCAGAAGGUCGCGGCGGUCCUGUUCUAA